CAAUGCAAAACAGCUGUCUCAACCCCAUGACGAGUGCUCUGUCCACCCACCCAGUGAAGUAAAAAACACUCGUCUCUCGGAAUUCCACGGGCCACCUACUAAACGUGAAGUGAAUGCUCGGAACGCGGCGCUGGGCUUGAGAGCAAGCAGUAGCAGUGGAUAAAACUCCAGGUCUAAGAGGGGCCUCGAGUAUUAAAUAUCAGCAUAAAUAAUCACCUGUUUGAAUAAGUCCGCAUUUUGCUGUUUGCAACCCACAGCAUGUCAUUCAGCCCCGUUGCGCCGGACGCGGCGUUAUUAGCUCCUUUUAAGAGCCUCUCGAAUCGCCUCGCUGUCGUUCUCCUUGCGACUAUCGGCCUUGUCGCAACCCUCUGCCUCUUCCAUCGCGAGCAGCCGCCCUGUCCGUGCGAUAAUGACGUCAGCACAGGCGCCAGUGCUGCCGUCACCCUCGCCGCAGGCCCCGGCAACAAUUUCCCCGUUAGUGAACUCUCCGCUGCUAGAGUUAAGUGUCCCUCGGUCGGCGGCGCUGCUCCGAUUCGGCCUAUAGAAAACGGGGCGAAUCCUUCCAACGUGUACGCGCGGUUGCCGACUAGUCCUGCUGACACAUUUAAUCCGCUUCUCGCGGCGGCUGCUGCGGAAGAGAAGAAGCCGUUCAUCUACGUGUACGAUUUCGGCCCCAACUGUACGGAUGUCGUCUCAGGGAUGGACGUUCCGCCGUACGCGUUACAUUUCGACCUCGAACGGAAAUUGACGGAGCAGAUAUUGUCAGACGCCGGUGGGGUUCGAACCCGCGAUCCGAAACAGGCUCGUCUUUUCUUCGUGCCCUUCUAUUCGUCGCGGCUGCUACAGUACUAUCUGAGCGGUUCGAAAGGAGGUUCGGACAUGCGCGACGCGGUGGAAAAGGUUUCGACGAUCUGGACGGCCCUGAUGAACAGGGUCCGGCGCGAGCCGCACUUUUACCGAUCCAACGGCCGAGAUCAUUUCUCGAUAUUGUCGACGCGGAACGGCAGAUGCGACGCGCUGACUUACGUGAACCCCGGGGUGCUCGGCGAGAUGUUCUUCGUGACUUAUAACGGGGACACUCUCGUGCGGAGCGUGCACACGGGAUGGACUCCGGAUAUGCGGGUCUUGUCGUACAACUACGGCGCGCCUCUGAACGUCUCUAUUCCAGACAUUGCUUGCUACUCACCCGGCCGUGACGUGGUGGUGCCGCCGCUGCUGACUCAGCCACACGUCAUCCCUCCAUCAAACGCACGUGCUGCCGCCGCUGCUGCUGUUCCUGAUGCUUCUGGUACUGACGGUGCUGCAGGCGGUGCGGCUGCAGGGGAUGGCUCAGGUGCCCCGUCAGGUGUUUUAUCAGGUGCUGCUGCUGCUGCUGCUGCUGCUGACGCAUCCGCCUAUGGCGGUCGCGCCAUCCGCGUGCUGAUGGUAACGUCAGCUUCGAACUUUGCUGAGGCGCGCAGCAGCAGGGUGAAUGAGCGCAUGCACCACAACCGCGCCGUGGAGCGCUGGCUGCUAGAGCUCUAUGUGUCCAAUGCGUCAGCCAUUGACGGCUGGACGGUGGUGUUCAGAGGCGACAACGAGGAGGCAUGGGGGGUCAGGGGGGAUGUGGCUGAGAUCACUGCUGCUGGUGAUGCUGCUGGUGAUGCUGCUGCUGCUGCUGUCGGUGGCGCUGCUGCUGCAGCAGCUGCUGCUGCAGCAGCUGCUACUGGUGACAAUAGCGAGUGGAGCAACAGUGCCUUCUGUAUUGUCACUCCUGGUCGAGCUCAGUGGACGCCCCAUCUUACCAAGGCCAUUCUCUCAGGGUGCAUCCCAGUCACCUUUUACCGCGCCAACCAAAGCCCCUGGGGCGCGUCCCUCAACUACCCCGUCUUCUCUCUCAACAUCGACCCCGCUGCCCUCGACUCUCUGCCGCGGCGGAUCGCAGAGGCGUUCAGUCAACCGGGGCUCGUGGCCCGGCUGCAGCACAACCUGGCGCUCGUGCAGGCAAUGUUUCAGUGGCGCGACUCCCUAGAUCAGGGGGCUGGGGCAGUGCUGAUGAGCAAGCUGAGGAAGGUUGCAGCAGCAGCACAAUCACAGCCUCUGGACGAGCAGAUAGUGCUGCCACAGGCUGGUGCCUGAGCAGUGAUAGGACCAAAGCAGCACGACGAAAUUGUUUUUAGAGGCGCCUAAAGCGCAGCAGAGCAACCACAGCUUCUGGACGAGCGGAUAGUGCUGCUACAGGCUGGUGCCUGAGCAAUGAUACGUAGGACCAAAGCAGCACAGUGAAAUUGAUUUUUGAGGCGCCUAAAGUGCAGCAGCGCAACCACAGCUUCUGGACCUACAGAUAGUGCUGCCACAGGCAGGUGCCUGGUGUGAAACUAGCGAGAGAAAAGUUGACUAGAUAGUGGGGAGGGAAGAUACAAGUAGACUUAUCCCCUCUAAGGGCUGAUCUGAAUAGGCUAAAUAUACCAAGCAUAUCUACUCUAACUCGAUCUGUAUAUAAUGCAAUAUAUGUUUGUUGACACU
Molecule: messenger RNA, 2505 nt
Organism: Closterium sp. NIES-67
Lineage: Eukaryota; Viridiplantae; Streptophyta; Zygnematophyceae; Desmidiales; Closteriaceae
Source: the annotation of a GenBank genome assembly